Messenger RNA from Manduca sexta (tobacco hornworm), 1989 nucleotides. RefSeq names its product luciferin 4-monooxygenase-like. Gene Ontology annotation, molecular function: long-chain fatty acid-CoA ligase activity. The transcript has 11 exons. Lineage: Eukaryota; Metazoa; Arthropoda; Insecta; Lepidoptera; Sphingidae. Gene Ontology annotation, biological process: fatty-acyl-CoA biosynthetic process; long-chain fatty acid metabolic process. The record is from RefSeq and is a predicted model, not a curated record. The coding region runs from base 225 to 1898 and encodes 557 amino acids.
UACAGGGCUGAUAUUAUUAUUAUUAUUAUUAUUAUACCUAUCGGACAUCCAACCCACUAAAGAUUACAAACUCCAUGUCAUAACUUGCACGUCGGUACUCAAUUAUGUCCUAAGAUAACUUUUAUGUAAACGGUACUGUAUGUUGUCAAAGAACAACAAACAGACAGUCUUUAUCUAAAGUUGGUGCUGUGAACACGAGUAGAAAAAUAAUUAUUUUUUAAACGAUGACUGGAUUCAGAGGCAGUAACAUACCAAAAACAAGUCACGCAAAUGAUGCCGUACAUUGGUAUUUAAGUGAUUUAACACAUCGUGUAGUAGAAAAAUCUGGAAUAUCCAACGACCGAUAUCAUCUAGGAAAGAUCAUACUGCAAAGUCUUAAAGAUGACCCACAAUUACUAUCUCAAAUAGACGGCGGUACGGGAGAGUCAGAAACCUUCAGAUCAGUAUUAAAGAGAUCGGUGCAAUGUGCUAACGGACUCAGAAAGCUAGGUCUUAAAACCGGUGACGUCAUGAUUCUAAUGGCACCAAACCAUUUGGACUUGGCCAUUCCCUUCUACGCAGCUCUGUAUCUUGGAAUUACUAUUGCCCCAAUCGACAGGUUAUUAAGAGUUAGCGAACUCGAAGACGUCUUCCACGUUGAUAAUCCGAAAAUUAUUUUCUGUCAAAACGAAAGACUUUCUGAUGUUUUGGAAGCUUCUAAAAAUUCUGUCGUAAAACCUGAAGUUAUUACUUUCGAUAAUGGUGAUCAAGUGCUGAGCUUUGCAGACUUUCUAGAAAGCUAUGGAAACGACGUCAGUAUUGAAGAUUUCAGAGCCUCAGAUUUCGCGCCGAGCACAACAAUAGCAUUAUUAAUAAACACAAGCGGUACGACUGGCAAACCGAAAUCGGCUGCAGUUACACACAGAAGUUUUGCUAUAUCCAUGCCCUGCAUAUGGGAAAGAUUUACUACAUUUCCAAAUCCAACAAAACUGGUGGUCAUUUUAUCUCCACUUCAAUGGCUGACUGCGAUCACGAUCUUUCUAGCUUCAGCAGUUUUAAAAUUUGCUAGACUACAAUCAUCUCUGCCAGUGACACAACAACACGCUUACUUUUUGUUCAAUAAAUACAGGCCAUCAUUCAUCAUUUCGAGUCCAACUAUGAUGACAACUCUCAUAAAAUCUGAUGAUAGAGAGACAUGCGAUUUCUCAUGUUUCGAAACGAUACUAAUUGGUGGAAGUGCUGUUAGCAAAACUCUUAUUGAAGAAGUUAAGAAAUUAGUACCAAAAGCAGAUGUGUUUUCAGCUUACGGUAUGAGUGAAUGUACUACAAUGAUAUUCCAACAUGGCAACACUCCGCCUGGUUCUUGCGGGAUGCCCAGCGGAUCGUUCCAAUACAGGUUGGUAGAUCCUCUAACUGGUGAAGAUAUACAUGAGCCUAACGUUCCUGGGGAGUUGAGACUUCAGAGUCCGGUUCUUUUUGCGGGUUACUUCAAUAAUCCUGAAGCGACAGCAGAGACCAUGGAAGACGGGUGGUUGAAGACAGGAGACCUCUUCUACAGAGACGAGAAUUGGAACUUUUUUUUUGUUGACCGGCUGAAACAAUUGCUCAAGUACAAAAGUCAUCAAAUCUCGCCAGUGGAAGUGGAAGAUGUGAUCCGACAGCAUCCGAGCGUGUUGGACGUGGCGGUGGUGGGGAUACCAGACCCCGAGUGCGGAGACUUGCCGGUAGCUUGCGUGGUGCCUAAACCGGGACACACUAUAGUCCCGCAACAAAUCAAGGACUUAGUCAAAAACACGUUAGCCGAUUCAAAGCAGCUGAGAGGCGGAGUGGUCGUGAUGAGUGAGCUGCCUCUCACCGCCACUACGAAACUGCACAGACAGAAACUUAAUCAAAUGGUCCUCACCGCGAACAGAGAAUAAAAUUAUGUAUAUUUAUAAAUAAAUUUAAUUAAUGUUAUCUAACUAAUGUUUUCGUUUCUUUAUUAAUUAAAUACACGCUUACAUUAUCUUA